AUGGCGGGACGGGCCGCUGGGUGCCCGCUGGGGCACCAGGUUGGUGGCUUUGCCUGGGAGAACUGCGGUGACGGGAGGGACCCCGUGGUGCUGCAGAGCCUCUCUGUGGCGCCCGAUCCCAUCGCCAUCCCGGGGAGCCUGCGCAUCAGUGCGGCCGUCAGCAGCAGCAAGGCCAUGGCCUCCCCUCUGAAGGCGGUGCUGGUGGUGGAGAAGGCACUGGGCGACCUCUGGAUCCAGCUGCCCUGCAUCGACCAGCUGGGCAGCUGCACCUACAAUGAUGUCUGCACCAUCCUUGACAACCUCAUCCCGCCCGGCACGACCUGCCCAGAGCCCCUGCUGACCUACGGCAUCCCUUGCCACUGCCCCUUCAAAGCGGGCUCCUACUCCCUGCCGGCCAGCGACUUUGUCCUGCCUGACGUGGAGCUGCCUUCCUGGAUGACCAAUGGCAACUACCGUGUCCGGGCAGCUGUCAGCAAUGGUGGGGAGGAACUUGCCUGUGUCAAGCUGGCCUUCUCCCUGCAGUCCCAGUAA
Phaethon lepturus (White-tailed tropicbird) is the source of this 531-nucleotide messenger RNA. RefSeq names its product GM2 ganglioside activator (gene GM2A). Gene Ontology annotation, biological process: ganglioside catabolic process; lipid transport. NCBI's taxonomy places the organism in Eukaryota, Metazoa, Chordata, Aves, Phaethontiformes, Phaethontidae. The transcript has 4 exons. The record is from RefSeq and is a predicted model, not a curated record. Gene Ontology annotation, molecular function: lipid carrier activity; enzyme activator activity. Gene Ontology annotation, cellular component: cytoplasmic side of plasma membrane. The coding region runs from base 1 to 531 and encodes 176 amino acids.